Messenger RNA from Grosmannia clavigera kw1407, 858 nucleotides. Its product is annotated as mating type protein 1-2-1. Gene Ontology annotation, molecular function: DNA-binding transcription factor activity, RNA polymerase II-specific; RNA polymerase II cis-regulatory region sequence-specific DNA binding. Gene Ontology annotation, biological process: cell differentiation; anatomical structure morphogenesis; regulation of transcription by RNA polymerase II. The record is from RefSeq and is a predicted model, not a curated record. Lineage: Eukaryota; Fungi; Ascomycota; Sordariomycetes; Ophiostomatales; Ophiostomataceae. The coding region runs from base 1 to 858 and encodes 285 amino acids. The transcript has 3 exons.
AUGGAUCCUGUCCAAUUCUCGGCAAUUUUCAACAUCAGCAUGAACGGGAGCAUCGUCAACACGGCGAUCGAUCCCGUCAUUCUCACCCAGUUUUGGGAGAGCCUUGCCAUCCAGCUGAUGCCCGGACGCGAUGUAAUUGGGAUCUCAGGACCUACUUUCCGCGUUCUCGAUGAUGGUGGCAAGCAGUUCAUUGCUCAUCACUUUGCCAGCGCCAUUGGAGACACAAUGGUGAAGUAUGUGAUUGACGGAAGCGGCAUGCAUCCUGAUCGCUACUUCCUGGGCCGUACCAGCUUUUUCCACCCCGAAAAUCUGAUCUCUCAUGCUGGGGAGCUGGACGUCUGGAUCCCUUCUGGCUAUCCUCUGGGGUCGUCUAAUUACUCUUUCAACAAUGGACAGACCGAAACUCCAGUCGCCCAAAGUAACGCUCAACGCACCGGCCGCAAUGGAACAGUGAGGAUACCGCGCCCACCCAAUGCGUACAUUCUGUAUCGCAAGGAUCAUCACAAGGCUGUUAAGAAGUCUGAUCCGGAACUUUCCAACAACGAAAUAUCCGUCAUCCUUGGGCGUCAGUGGAACGCCGAGUCUGACGACGUGCGUAUGCACUAUCACACCAUGGCCAUUGAGAUCAAGCGUCAGGUUGAGAGGCUUCAUCCUGACUACAGAUACAACCCUCGUAGGUCGUCUGAGAUCCGCCGCCGGGCCCGCGGUAAUCACGGGGUCUACAAUGUCGAUGGCACGAACUCAGUUCCAGUUGAGCAAAACACAGGCAAUACCGCUGGCCCGAUUGCAGCACCCAGCAUCGAAUUUUCCAUGUCGCCUGGAUCCAGUGCCUCCACUGGCGACGAAGCCGAGACUUAG